This is a messenger RNA of Coccidioides posadasii C735 delta SOWgp, 895 nucleotides long. RefSeq names its product proteasome component pup2 (gene PUP2). The record is from RefSeq and is a predicted model, not a curated record. Lineage: Eukaryota; Fungi; Ascomycota; Eurotiomycetes; Onygenales; Onygenaceae. Gene Ontology annotation, cellular component: proteasome core complex, alpha-subunit complex; nucleus; proteasome core complex. Gene Ontology annotation, biological process: proteasome-mediated ubiquitin-dependent protein catabolic process.
CGCGUACUCCAUCUAGCCAUUUAUUUCGCUACGAUAUAUCAACUUAUUUCUAUCUUCUCUCCAUUUAACCCGCCGCCACAAUGUUUAUCGCGCGAUCUGAAUAUGAUCGUGGCAUCAACACAUUUUCCCCAGAAGGCCGUCUUUUCCAGGUCGAAUACUCAUUGGAAGCCAUCAAGCUUGGUUCGACUGCAAUUGGAGUAGCGACAUCAGAAGGUGUAGUUUUAGGUGUUGAGAAACGAGUUACAUCUACCCUCCUAGAAACCUCCUCCGUCGAAAAGAUUGUCGAGAUAGACCGUCACAUAGGUUGUGCUAUGUCUGGUUUACAGGCCGAUGCCCGAUCGAUGAUCGAACACGCCCGCGUGGAAAGUCAAAACCAUGAAUUUCACUACAAAGAACCCCUCCGAGUCGAAAGCUGUACGCAGGCCAUUUGCGAUCUGGCUUUGAGGUUUGGAGAGGGGGCAGAUGGAGAGGAGAGCGUGAUGAGUAGGCCUUUCGGAGUUGCCCUUCUCAUCGCAGGUUAUGACGAAGAUGGACCACAAUUAUAUCACGCAGAACCUUCUGGCACAUUCUACCGCUAUGAUGCCAAAGCCAUAGGUUCCGGCAGCGAAGGUGCCCAGGCCGAACUGCAGAAUGAAUAUCAUCGGUCCCUGACACUGGCGGAGGCAGAGACACUAGUGUUAAAGACCCUGAAACAGGUCAUGGAAGAGAAGCUGGAUGCGAAAAAUGUACAACUGGCCAGUGUGACGAAAGAAAAAGGAUUCCGCAUUUAUGACGAGGAGGAUAUGGCUAGAGUAGUCUCUACAUUGGGAGAAAACUAGCGGCACCUAUAAGCAGCCUAUCGUCUUGGUAGACUAAUAGAUAGACCACUUUGAUCGAGAAAGGACCGCUUUUCCUC